Messenger RNA from Polistes dominula (European paper wasp), 1032 nucleotides. It is a transcript of the gene Polr3F, whose product is annotated as RNA polymerase III subunit F. NCBI's taxonomy places the organism in Eukaryota, Metazoa, Arthropoda, Insecta, Hymenoptera, Vespidae. The record is from RefSeq and is a predicted model, not a curated record. Gene Ontology annotation, biological process: transcription by RNA polymerase III. Gene Ontology annotation, cellular component: RNA polymerase III complex.
AUCAAAUGGAAAGUGAAACAAGUACUUCAGAAGAACGAGGAAAGGAUAAAGAUAAUGAUCCCAAAGACCUUGAUAUGAUAGAGAAAAAAGCAUAUUUGAUUAUUUUUGAAUAUUUACAGAAUAAUAGCCUUGGCACGACUCAAACCAAAAGGAAUAUCGGACAAAGAUUUAAUGAACGAAAUGCCAAAGCUACAAGCAAACCAAAGAGCACAGACUAUUAAUAAACUACUUGGAAAAGGAUAUCUUGAUUUGUACAAACACAAUGGAUCAUUGCUUUAUAUGUUAAAAGAUCCGUCUAAAACUAAAAUUGCUAAGGGUUCUGAUAACGAAGAAAAGAUUGUCUACAAUAUAAUUGAAGAGGCAGGCAAUAAGGGAAUAUGGAUUAGAGACAUAAGAACUAAAUCUAAUCUAGUACUUAUUCAAUUAAAUAAAAUUCUGAAAAAAUUGGAAAAUAAAAAGUUUAUUAAAGCAGUGAAAUCUGUAGCAGCGAAUAAAAAAAAAGUUUAUAUGGUCUAUAACUUAGAACCAGACAGAUCCAUUACCGGUGGUGCAUGGUAUCAAGAUCAAGAUUUCGAAGCAGAAUUUGUAGAAAUUCUUAACCAACAAUGUCUUAAAUUUUUGGAGAAAAAAAGAGAAGAUGCAAACAAAUGGGAUGGCGGCCCUUUAGAUGCCAGAAAUAUAGCAUUUGCCUCGUCUACAGAAGUUUUGAAAUUUAUUUCAGAUUUAGGAAUAAGCAAGGUCAAAUUAACGGUUGCGGAUUUAGAAAUGAUUUUAAAUACUUUGAUAUACGAUGGAAAAGUAGAAAAAUCCGUGUCUACCGAUGGAACUAAUAUGUAUAGAUCCAUAAAACCAUUAUUAACCUCUUCAGGUCUAUUGAAAGCUCCUUGCGGAGUUUGUCCUGUUAUGAAGAAUUGUUGCGAUAUAGGAGAUGUUACACCUACAAAGUGUUUAUACAUGAAGGAGUGGUUGGAGUUUUGAAGAUAUGUACAUUUCUAAUCGAUUAUUAAAUAAAAGAAAAAAAACAAAAACAAA